Molecule: messenger RNA, 884 nt
Organism: Epinephelus fuscoguttatus (brown-marbled grouper)
Lineage: Eukaryota; Metazoa; Chordata; Actinopteri; Perciformes; Serranidae
Gene: chmp1b
Product: charged multivesicular body protein 1B
Exons: 8
Coding region: 148-747 (199 amino acids)
Biological process (GO): endosome transport via multivesicular body sorting pathway; protein transport; late endosome to vacuole transport
Cellular component (GO): multivesicular body; ESCRT III complex
Source: RefSeq, a predicted model, not a curated record
ACCAGGAAGUGCGGAAGAAAGCGAACACCGAAACCCGAAAGGCUGAAGUUUCACCGACUGAUUUUGCCUUUUUAAAACUACUUUUUCGCUCACUGUCCGUGAAGGUUUUUUUGUGUAUUUGUUGGAGUCACCAAGAGUCGCCUCAAGAUGCCAAACAUGGAAAAACAGCUCUUCAACCUAAAGUUUGCUGCCAAAGAACUUCAGAGAAAUUCCAAAAAAUGUGACAAAGAGGAAAAACUGGAGAAGGCUAAAGUCAAGAAAGCCAUCCAGAAGGGGAAUAUGGAAGUGGCGAGAAUCCAUGCAGAGAACGCCAUCAGACAGAAGAACCAGUCUGUGAACUUUCUCAGGAUGAGCGCUCGGGUAGAUGCAGUUGCAGCGAGGGUCCAAACUGCAGUUACAAUGAACCAGGUCACAAAGUCUAUGGCUGGAGUGGUGAAAGGCAUGGAUGCCACUCUGAAAUCCAUGAAUCUGGAAAAGAUUUCAGGGCUCAUGGAGAGAUUUGAGCGCCAGUUUGAAACUCUGGAUGUUCAGACAGCCCAUAUGGAGGACACCAUGAGCAGCACAACAACACUCACAACACCACAGAAUCAAGUGGAGUCACUGAUGCAUGAAAUGGCUGAUGAAGCAGGAUUGGACCUGAACAUGGAGCUCCCUCAGGGACAGACUGGAUCAGUGGGUACCAGCGUGGCCUCUGCAGAACAGGAUGAACUGUCGCAAAGGCUCGCCAAACUCCGAGACCAAAUGUGAAGGACGACUGCAGUGGACUGGCACUGUCAUGCAGAGUUCCAGAACACUACCUGAAUAUUACUCCCACACACACACCUUUUAUUUACAUCAUGUCUCUUCUCCUCUUUACAUCUUGUGUGUCUCUGUCGAGGAGCUAC